CUCCCUUUACUGAUUUGGAGUUAUAGGUUUGUUGCUACAAGUCUGAACUGCAGAACCAGUUAAAAGGAGGAGCUACUGUUAAAAACAGGCUUGUGGCCAUUGGUUAAAGUUGCCAUCAACUGACACAGGAAUAAAUGAAUCUGGCACUGUCUUCCUGAUAUGGGACCAGCUUUAGGCAUCAGCGCAACUGUGAUUUAAAUCCACUUGCUUUUACACAAGUUUCAAAAAGUUGUACGGAUCUUUUUUAAUCAAAGUGACCUAAUCCAUAGUGAUGGCUACAAUAAUGAGCCCAUACUCAUGGAAAGAAGGGUUGGAAUCUCCUGCUGGGGAAGGAAAGCCCAGGGCUGGUCUCACAGCUCAAGAAUAUCCAGCCAGAAACAAAACUGAGCCACGAAUCCGGAGACCCAUGAAUGCCUUCAUGGUCUGGGCUAAGGACGAGAGGAAAAAACUAGCCAUCCAAAAUCCUGAUUUACACAACGCAGAGCUGAGCAAAAUGUUAGGCAAAUCAUGGAAGGCGCUCACUCCUUCGCAGAAGAGACCUUUUGUAGAAGAAGCUGAAAGAUUGCGAAUCCAGCACAUGCAAGAUCAUCCCAAUUACAAAUACAGGCCUCGGAGGAAAAAACAGAUCAAACGUCUGUGCAAACGUGUGGACCCCAGCUUCCUGCUCAACAACUUCCCCCACGAUCAGACUCCUGUUCACAGUGGAAGAAUCUGCAGGGGGCCGCUGGAGGAGGAAGAGGAUAAAGGCUAUCGGCCAGCCUCGAGACUUCCUGCAAUCAGCAGAUUCAGGGAUACACAGAACACAAAUGGUAGUUUCGACAACUAUGGGCUCCCCACACCCGAGAUGUCCCCUCUAGACGUAGUGGACGCUGAUCAUAGUUUCUUUCCACCUCCGUGUACAGAAAGUUCUCCUCCUCAGAUGAAUGGAAUGAUGUAUCAUUCAGAAUACAGUCAAAGUCCCAUUCGAUGUGGAAAUCUGAAUCCGAUCUCAAUCCAUCAAAAUAGAUCUCCUAUGAUGCACCCUUCUGCCAACCAUCCUGCACCACCUCCUUAUUAUAACCGAAUUUUACACCCAGCAUUCCAGUCCAUGAAUUCAGGCACAUCAGUCCACCUUUCUCCUCCACGUGACCACCAUCAUCUGGACAACCUUGAGCACAUCAGCCAGGCUGAACUUUUGGGGGAAGUAGAUCGAAAUGAGUUUGAACAGUAUUUGAACACCUCCAGUCACCUGAAUCAAGCAGGAAUGGUAAUGAACUCACAUUUAUCUGAUGUUAGCCCAUCAGGAGACACAAGUUCAGAGAGGAGCUUAAUUGCAGUCUUAGCUGAUGCUACUGCAGCAUAUUAUAAUGGCUCCUAGACCAUACAGUGCCCUCCAUAAUGUUUGGGACAAAGACCCAUCAUUUAUUUAUUUGCCUCUGUACUCCACAAUUGGAGAUCUGUAAUAGAAAAAAAUCACAUGUAGUUAAACUGCACAUUGUCAGCUUUUAUUAAUGGGUAUUUUUAUACAUUUUGGUUCCACCAUAUAAAAAUUACAGCUGUGUUUAUACAUAGUCCCCCCCCCCAUUUCAGGGCCCCAUAAUGUUUGGGACACAUGGCUUCACAGGUGUUUGCAAUUGCUCAGGUGUGUUUAAUUGCCUCCUUAAUGCAGGUAUAAGAGAGCUCUCAGCACCUAGUCUUUCCUCCAGUCUUUCCAUCACAUUUGGAAACUUUCAUUGCUGUUUAUCAACAUGAGGACCAAAGUUGUGCCAAUGAAAAUCAAAGAAACAAUUAUGAGACUGAGAACCAUGAAUAAAACUGUUAGAGACAUCAACCAAACCUUAGACUUACCAAAAUCAUCUAUAUGGAACUUCAUUAAGAAGAAAGAGAGCACUGGCGAGCUUACUAAUCGCAAAGGGGCUGGCAGACCAAGGAAGACCUCCACAGCUGAUUACAGAAUAAUUCUCUCUAUAAUAAAGAAAAUCCCCAAACACCUGUUCAACAGAUCAGAAACACUCUUCAGGAGUCAGGUGUGGAUUUGUCAAUGACCACUGUCCGCAGAAGACCUCAUGAACAGAAAUACCGAGGCUACCGAGGUGAUGUCCAUGAAUUGCAGACUUCAAGCAGUCAUUGCAUGCAAAGGAUAUGCAACAAAAUACUAAACAUGACUACUUUCAUUUACAUGACAUUGCUGUGUCCCAAACAUUAUGGUGCCCUGAAAUGGGGGGAUUAUGUAUAAACACUGCUGUAAUUUCUACAUGGUGAAACCAAAAUGUAUAAGAAUGGCCUUUACUAAAAUCUGACAAUGUGCACUUUAACCACGUGAUUUUUUUUCUAUUACAAAUCUCAAAUUGCGGAGCACAGAGGCAAAUAAAGAAAUUAUGGGUCUUUGUCCCAAACAUUUUGGAGGGCACUGUAUAUUAAAUGACUAGAACGUGACUGCCUAACAACAGUAUUAUUUACAAAGAUUUCUGCACUGGAAAUAUCCUCAGGGUUUUAAAAUAAACCAGUAAUGAUUUUCAUAAAUGAAGAACAAAAUAUUUAUGUUGAUUAGAAGUCAUUUUUGUACGGUAAAAUAUAUAACUGAUUCGUACUUCAGAUACAGUACUUGCUUUCUAAACUUUAGUCUGAUAUGUUUGUGUUUGUAAAGAGCAUGCAAUAUUAUUUAAAUAUCCAGUGAUCGCCUCAUUUUUUUAACGUUGGUUAUUGUAAGCUUUGUGAUUUCAAAUGUUUGCAAACUGUUUUACUGGAUCUAGAAAACUGAUUUGAAACAAGUGAUCUAUUACCAAACAAAUCACAAAUUAUGCUUUCAAUAAAUGUUUUAUGGAAUUUUAAUUGCAAUUUCUUCAUGUAUGUUUAUCAAUUUAAAAAGUAGAGUCAUACGUCACUGUAACAAAGAAACAUAGAAACAUAAA
This is a messenger RNA of Leucoraja erinaceus (little skate), 2891 nucleotides long. RefSeq names its product transcription factor Sox-7-like. The record is from RefSeq and is a predicted model, not a curated record. Gene Ontology annotation, biological process: cell differentiation; regulation of DNA-templated transcription; anatomical structure morphogenesis. The transcript is spliced from 2 exons. The coding region runs from base 272 to 1357 and encodes 361 amino acids. Lineage: Eukaryota; Metazoa; Chordata; Chondrichthyes; Rajiformes; Rajidae. Gene Ontology annotation, molecular function: DNA-binding transcription factor activity, RNA polymerase II-specific; RNA polymerase II cis-regulatory region sequence-specific DNA binding.